AUGUCCAAUAAAAAUGCUGAUGAUUACAGGCUCCUUAAACUUGGAAGAGAAAAGUACACAGCUAAAGAUUACAAAGGCACAGAUAUAAAAGAUAAAGCUAUUCAAGCUUUUCAAUACUUUAAUGAAGUUUUUAAAGCAAUUCAAAAUUCAGUGAAAAAGUCAGAGAAAUGCUAA
Racocetra persica is the source of this 174-nucleotide messenger RNA. NCBI's taxonomy places the organism in Eukaryota, Fungi, Glomeromycota, Glomeromycetes, Diversisporales, Gigasporaceae. The record is from the annotation of a GenBank genome assembly.